AUGGAUAAAACACAAAAAGGAACGCGCAUAGGGCCGCUGCCCGGGGGUCGCCGGGGCGCGUCUGGAGAUGGCGCUGGACGCGGCAGCAUGCGGGCCGCCAGCCGAGUGCGAGGAGCUGCACGAUCACCUAGCAGCCCCUCGCAUCCAUCAUCCCCACCAGAAGGCUUGGUGUCGGCUGGGUCUUCUCGGACCCAGCAAGCGGCACCCGCCGCUGGUGGAGCACGUCGCAUGCGUUGGACAAAAUCCAUGAACGGAAACGCAUUGCGGGCGUACUAUAGGACGAAAGUGGAAGAAACUGUGGGAAUAGCGUAUAGUUCUCGGAUGCAUUGCUUUUUUGCUGAGCUGGAGCCGUCUAUCCCCGUCACGGAACAAAACCUGGCAGACCGAGUUCGGUACAUCAUGCGCUCGAAAAUAUUUGAUGAUGCCGAACUCGAACGACUACGACGUGAGGCUAUUCCGUCGUCGAAUGAAUCGGCUAUGGCUGGAGAUGCAGCUCCACAUUCGACAGACCAGCAUCCACACGUGGAAGCCGCCAUGGAUCUUCCAGUUGUGGUUGAUUCGAAGGACGAUGAAAUAGUCUCCCACGAACUAGAACAAAUGAGGAGUAUAUUGGAAGAGGCGAUUUUGGAAACGCGCAGCACCCCUCUCGAAAAUCGACCGCGACUUCCCCGCAUACCCAAAAACAAGCGAAAUCGGGCUGUCGUGAGGGCUCUUAACCCAAUGCUGGUGACCUAUUUGGAAGCCAGCCGGGACCUUGCGAGACGGACUCGAUUCUCUUUGGCGCCGCAGUGGCAGUUUGCCGUAUUAUUGGCGCCAAACUUCACACGGCUGGACGAGCUACUACACAAACUAACGCCAUCCCAGCCUGGAGGAAAAGAAUCGAGGACCGUAUCGCAAAGGCAAGGGCCCUUAUCGGCAGACUGA
This is a messenger RNA of Parnassius apollo (apollo), 924 nucleotides long. Lineage: Eukaryota; Metazoa; Arthropoda; Insecta; Lepidoptera; Papilionidae. The record is from the annotation of a GenBank genome assembly.